UGAACACAUUGACAGGAUGUUUUCUACUACUGAUGCUGAAAAGCACAAAGGACGAAAGACUACUGAGUUUUGGGAUGUUGAUGUCAUUGAUUCUGAAGGAAUAGUCAAGCAAGCUAAAAUGAGUGUGAGGGAGACUAUGGAGUGGUCUCUUAAUGGUAGCAAGAUCAUACUGAGGUUCAAUGAGGAACUACAAGCAGUGGGAGAUGGUGCUGGCCUGUUGAGUGGCAUUCUAGGAGCGCUGGGAUCUGAUUACAGCAAAUUUCCUAUCUGUGAAAAGAGUUGGGCUAAGGUGCGGGGCAAAGACAAGGUUUAUGAUGAUUGCAUAAAGGUGGGCAUUGUCGUCGCAGGAGAUAUUCCACUUUCAGGAUAG
Arachis ipaensis is the source of this 370-nucleotide messenger RNA. Lineage: Eukaryota; Viridiplantae; Streptophyta; Magnoliopsida; Fabales; Fabaceae. The record is from RefSeq and is a predicted model, not a curated record.